AUGACUGAUAAUCAUAAAGGUUGGCACGAGCAAUUGCCUUAUGCUCUACUAGGAUACCCUAUUACAGCCAGAACUUCAACAGAAGCAACUCCAUACUUGCUGGUCUACGGAACUGAAGUAGUCAUACCCGCUGAAGUUGAGAUAUCUUCCCUGAGAAUCGUUCAGGGGGCAAAAUUAGACAAUGCUGAAUGGGCCCGAACUCGUUAUGAACAAUUGGCUUUGAUUGAUGAGAAAAGGAUGAUUGCUGUCUGUCAUGGUCAGUUUUACCAGAAAAGGAUGGCAAGAACUUUCAACAAACGAGUCAAAACCAGACUCUUUCAAAUCAGGCAACUGGUGCUCAAAAGGAUUUUUCCGCAUCAAGAGGAAUAUAAGGGGAAGUUUGCUCCCAAUUGGAAAGGGCCUCACGUAAUCCGCAAAGUACUCUCCGGAGGAGCGGUAGUAUUGGUCGAAAUGGACGGUCAAGAGUGGCUGAAACCGAUCAACUCCGAUGCAAUCAAGCAUUACUAUGCAUGA
Messenger RNA from Lycium barbarum (goji berry), 513 nucleotides. RefSeq lists its product as uncharacterized. The coding region runs from base 1 to 513 and encodes 170 amino acids. NCBI's taxonomy places the organism in Eukaryota, Viridiplantae, Streptophyta, Magnoliopsida, Solanales, Solanaceae. The transcript has a single exon. The record is from RefSeq and is a predicted model, not a curated record.